Saprolegnia parasitica CBS 223.65 is the source of this 819-nucleotide messenger RNA. RefSeq lists its product as hypothetical. Lineage: Eukaryota; Oomycota; Saprolegniomycetes; Saprolegniales; Saprolegniaceae. The transcript is spliced from 4 exons. The record is from RefSeq and is a predicted model, not a curated record. The coding region runs from base 1 to 819 and encodes 272 amino acids.
AUGCGUCUGCUCCACUGGCGCAACGUCGCGAUGGCCUUGCGCGCUGAGUCGAACCGCGGGGUGUCCCACCAACAACAUCUCCACGCCUCGCUGCAGCGACAAGAGCUCGUCGCUCAGGCUCUCUGGUCAUACUGUCUCUCGAUGCAACUGGCGCGUUGGCCGUUGCCGACAACGACCUCCUGGCGCCACGCCAGCGUGCUCGGAACGACUCCAUCGGCACGCCGACGAGGCUUUGAGUGGCUUCUGCAGCACAUGCGAUGCAACUUGGACCGUGCCUUUGAUGACGUCUUUGCACCGGGUGACGCGGGGCCGGGCCUGCGCCUGCACAUGGCGCCCGUGGGUGCUCUUGGUGCACACCUUGUAGUUCAGAAACACCGCGUCGACCCGUACCUACUGGAGACCGUCUUUCGGUCCUUUGACAAUCAACACUUGGAGCAAACGAGGCUCGAAGACGUGGUCCCAAACCUGCGCAAUGUCCGUUUUCAGUAUGGCAGCACGCCACAAAACAUUGCGAUCCAGUAUACUCGCGAGCACGGACGCAUCUUGGCGCUCUCGCGCGGCAUCGAGCACGACGAUCUCGUGCCCACAGCGCUGAUUCAAGAGGUCGACGAGUCGACGAGCUGGUACGCGGGCGACGGCGAUUUUCUGCCGCUGGAGACGACGUCGCCAUGGUACUUACAAGCAGUGCGGUCGCUUCCAGCGUCGGCGUCCCGACACGAUCUCUAUGAGCGCUAUCGGCUCCUCUACCACACGUACCUCAAUGGGGCGUAUCCGAAUAGCGAGGUGGCUGGCUGUCGGGAGUGGUGCCGCAACCAUUAG